This is a messenger RNA of Malaclemys terrapin pileata, 861 nucleotides long. Its product is annotated as ecto-ADP-ribosyltransferase 5-like. The coding region runs from base 1 to 861 and encodes 286 amino acids. Lineage: Eukaryota; Metazoa; Chordata; Testudines; Emydidae. The transcript is spliced from 2 exons. The record is from RefSeq and is a predicted model, not a curated record. Gene Ontology annotation, molecular function: NAD+-protein-arginine ADP-ribosyltransferase activity; NAD+ poly-ADP-ribosyltransferase activity.
AUGGAAUGGCUCCAACCAGAGCGGCACACGGCCACCGAACUCUCCAAACAGGUGGUAGUUGAACAAUUCGUUCACAUCCUCCCGCCCCAAAGGAGGUCAUGGGUCUUGCGGCACCAGCCCACCAUCCUGGAGGUGGCUGUCAGCCUCAUGGAGGACUUCUUAGCUGCUGAGACCCCGGCAGUGCCAGGGCCCAUGGCCACAGUGUGGACUCCCCUCCCAACCACUGGAAAGCCCCCUGAGCCUCCAACUGCAACCCGCCUGGCCCCGGGCCGCAAAGACAGCUGGCACGAUGGGAGCCCAUCUCAUUCUACCCUGAAGCCCCAUGCUCCUUGCAGGCUGAGCAGAAACACAAUCCUACCACAACUGACGAGAGCCCUGCAGCUCUUACGGGCUGACUGUGGCCACCUGUUCAGACGCCAGCUGUUCCGGGGAGUCCGAUCCAUCCGCUUCGAGCCCAGCGGGGCAGGUAUGUUCCGGUUCGGACAGUUCACCUCUUCCUCGCUGGACGUGGCUUUAGCUCGGAGUUACGGCAACGCCACGUUCUUCACCCUGCGCUCCUGCUUCGGCGUCCUCAUCGAGUCGUUCUCCGCCAUCCCUUCCGAGCGAGAAGUGCUGAUCCCCGGGAGCGAAGUGUUCAACGUCUCCAGCUUCUCCCGGGAGGGGAACCGCAGCGUCUUCUUCCUGCACAGCAUGAACCGGACCUGCAGCCAUUACAACUGCGCCUACCUUGGGGGUGAGUGCCGGCCCGCGUUGGAACGGGAGCAAGCCAGGCUCGGCCACCUCGGAACGGGGACAAGCCAAUCGCAGAGGAAGCCGUUAAAUGGGUGGCUCAGAUGUGACCCACAUCUUAGGUUAAUCUAA